This is a messenger RNA of Yamadazyma jaroonii, 303 nucleotides long. The record is from the annotation of a GenBank genome assembly. Lineage: Eukaryota; Fungi; Ascomycota; Pichiomycetes; Serinales; Debaryomycetaceae.
AUGUCUACUCCAGUCACUAAUGGUGCAAAGACAAUGUACUAUAAGAUCCAACAAAUCAGAUCAACCAUAGGACUUUCACCUAUUGUUCGUAAAAAUAUGGAAGCUUUAGGUUUGAAAAAAAGAAAUCAAAUCAAAUACCAAAAAGUUUCACCAUCAACUGCCCAUAGAUUAAUUAAAGUCAAAGAAAUAGUUAAAGUUGAUUUAGUCGAUACUCCAAAGACUGUUGAAGAAUUAGCUAAAGAAAGAAAGUUCGAUGCAGGUUUCGUGAUAAAUAAAGAUAAAGCAUUUUCAAAAUACGAUUAA